AUGCGGCUUCUACUAUUGCUCUCCGCAGGAAUCUUAGCGCCUAUCACUGGCCUUGCUGCCCCGGCUAGAGACGUUUCUGUCUCUGAGCUUGUGCCACACCAUGAAUCUCUCCACAAGAGAGAAAACCUGUGCAACUUGAAAGCACCUCCCGCCCUCUGUCAACCAAAUGCCUCGGUAACUGUGGAGGAGACAGCACUGAGGGCGUACGAGUUCUAUCGUGCGUUUGUGGUUGAUGGCGAUCCCAGGACGAUGUUCUCCCUCAUAGAUUCAACUUAUAAGCAACAUCAUCCAGGGUACGCGGACGGCCCGAACAACAUUUGGUCCCUUUUCUGCACUGGGAACAAGAUAGGAAGCGAGCAAAGCACCAGUUGGUGCUUCGAUGCUAGUACAAACAUGUCAUACGCGCAGUACUCAACUACGGACAGAUGGCUCUGGGUCGAUGGUUGCGUCCACGAACACUGGGAUCAGAAUGAGUCGAUUCCAAAAGAUAAGUGCUACAAAUUGGACACCGGAGGCACAUAA
Molecule: messenger RNA, 522 nt
Organism: Phialemonium atrogriseum
Lineage: Eukaryota; Fungi; Ascomycota; Sordariomycetes; Cephalothecales; Cephalothecaceae
Exons: 3
Coding region: 1-522 (173 amino acids)
Source: RefSeq, a predicted model, not a curated record